UAUAUAAGUCCAUAUACAUUGCAACACCUUAACGACACACGCACAGAGAUAAUUAAUGGAUCAAAAUCAUAUUCUCCUCACUUCUUUUUCAUCCUUGAUCUUUCUUAUCUAUCUUUACAGGUUUCUUAUACGCAGAAAGGUGAGAAAUCCACCACCAAGUCCACCUUCUCUUCCAAUAAUCGGCCAUCUUCAUCUGAUUACCAAAGGACCUGUUCAUAGAGUGCUUGAGCAGCUUUCUUCCAGGUAUGGUCCUGUUAUGGCUCUUCGUUUUGGCAAUCGCCCUGUGCUCGUAGUAACCUCUCCAUCAGCUGUCGAAGAGUGUUUCACCAGAAACGACAUCGUGUUAGCCAAUAGACCACUUCUUCUAAGCGGCAAAUAUCUUGACUACGACCACACCACACUUGGUGCUGUACCUUACGGCCGUCUCUGGAGAGACCUCCGCCGUAUUACCACCCUUGAACUCUUCUCAACAACCAGACUCAAGGCUUACAUGGGAGUCCGACAUGAUGAAGCAAGAUCAUUAGUUAUGUCUCUGUUCCAAGAUUCCGGAACUAAAGAUUUCGCGAGAGUAGAAAUGAGAUCAAGAAUUCAAGCUGUAUCGUUUAAUAUAGUCAUGAGGGUUGUCGCCGAUAAACGGUUCUACGGAACGGAGGUGGCGGACAAUAAAGAAGCUGAGAAGUUCAGGGAUAUAAUAAGGGAUGUAUUCGAAAUCAGUGGGGCAUCAAAUCCAGCUGACUUCAUCCCUCUUUUAGAAUGGAUUGAUAUUCAGGGUUUGAAUAAAAAGCUUUCGAUGUUGCAAAAGGAAACCGAUACCUUUUCACAAAGCCUGAUAGAAGAACGUCGGAGCAAACGCCGGAAUUCUUCUUCCGAGGAAGGAAAGCCCAAGACAUUCAUCGACGCUAUGCUUUCUUUGCAGGAAUCAGAACCAGAAUACUACACCGAUGAUAUAAUCAAAGGCAAUAUACUGACAUUGCUACUCGCCGGAACAGACACAUCAUCGGGGACAAUAGAAUGGGCUAUGUCGCUUCUACUGAAUCACCCCAACGAGUUGGAAAAAGCUAGAGCAGAGAUCGAUGAACAUAUUGGACAUGAACGUUUGGUAGAAGAGACUGAUUUUCCAAAUCUUCCAUACAUUCAAUGCAUCGUGAACGAAUCUCUUAGACUGUUCCCGGUAGCACCAUUGUUGGUGCCACACGAGCCUUCAGAAGACUGCACGAUUGGAGGAUUCGACGUGUCAGGUGGCACGAUGGUGUUGGUGAAUGCAUGGGGUAUCCAUAGGGACCCGAAAGUGUGGGAGGAUCCGUUAAGUUUCAAGCCAGAGAGGUUUGAAGGAAUGGGAAAUGCAAAUGAGGGGUAUCGGUUUAUUCCGUUUGGAAUGGGACGUCGGCAGUGUCCUGGUUCAGGGCUUGCGAAUAGGGUGGUGAGUUUGGCGUUGGCGUCGUUGAUUCAGUGUUUUGAAUGGAAAAGAGUUGGGGAAGAGCUGGUGGGUUUGUCGGAAGGGAAAGGUCUAACCAUGCCUAAACAAGAGCCUUUGGAGGCAAUGUGUAGAGGACGGCAAAGAAUGAGUCUUGUUCUUAGUCAGCUAUGAAAAUGGUGUUUUGUUUUCAUAUACCUCAAUAUUAAUAUAUUUUAAUUU
This is a messenger RNA of Lactuca sativa (garden lettuce), 1636 nucleotides long. RefSeq names its product cytochrome P450 81Q32. Lineage: Eukaryota; Viridiplantae; Streptophyta; Magnoliopsida; Asterales; Asteraceae. Gene Ontology annotation, molecular function: monooxygenase activity; iron ion binding; heme binding. The record is from RefSeq and is a predicted model, not a curated record.